CUCAGUUGAUCUGUGGUCAGUUGUCAGAUGUCAUGUUAUUUGUGUUUUGUGAAAUUGUGAAUUUUUGGUAUUUCAUUUUAUUUUGUUCUUGUUUUGUCAUAUCGGAUACUUUAAUAUCAUUAAAGAAUAGUUUAAACAAAUACUCUGAUUAUACAUAGUUUUUACGUUGAUGUCUAGAAAGAAUCGCAAUGCAUACAGAGAUUCGUUGGACAUUUACAAGGCGAAGAAAGGUAUACGGCACUAUCGGGUGGCAAACAUGGAAGAAGUUUUACGCGAUUUCCAGAAAGACCCCAUAGUGCUGUGCGAGCGGUAUGAUAUAACACCUUAUCUAACAAAACAACCCUAUUUGAGGAAACCAACCUUCGUGGCCAUAGAUCAAGUGGCAAACUUCAGUAAAUUAUGUUCCGUAAAAUUAGCGCGCGAAAAUCUUCAGCUACUACAAGAUAUAACCAGAAAUCGGUUAAAUAACACAAAUCUAACAUGCAAUAUAUGCCAGAAGGAGUACACUAGCGAGAGGAAGCUGCUGAACCACCAAGAAAACAAGCAUAUGCUGUGCUAUAAACCAGAAAACAAAAUACGUAAAAAAGUUUCGUUUUCCGACGAGAUAAUAGUCCACGAACUGAAAGAGUACCACAGUUGUCGAAAAUGUCCUAAGAUUUACGAGGAUUACGAGUCCUUGAAGAGCCAUAUGAAGGAUUUCCAUAAGAAGCGUAAGUGCUACGUAUGUUUCUAUUGCUCAAAAGACUUCGUCGACAGAAUGUUCUUCAAAUUACACAUAAAACUCCACUGUGACUCCUGUGGUGCGUUGUUUCCCAAUAAAAAAGAAUACAACGACCAUAGACGGUUUAUAUGCAAGAAGAUCAAGAAGUAUGUAUGCAAAACUUGUCAGAUAAUCGUGUUCCACUUCCUGGAUCUAAAAGACCACAGUUAUGAGCAUUUGGGGACGUUCUACAUCUGUGACAUAUGCAAGGACAGGUUCGAUGACAAAUGUGCUUUGUCCCACCAUAUAAAGUUUCUACACUCAAAGAGACGUCCUAAAUCUUUAUAUACAACACAAACUACUGAAGAUGAAAUAAUAUAUAGAUGUAAUUUUUGUGAAUUGAGUACCCAGAAGUUGGUGUUGAUGGUGAAACAUGUAUCUACCUUUCCGGAGUACGACAAAUGUGCCAUGACGGGUUAUAGGGACUUUUACUUCUGUGACCAAUGCUUUGAGAAGUUCAGUACAGAAACAGACAUGUUGCAGCAUAAAUGGUCGCAUUUUUUAGUAAAUAACCCACAAAAAUCCCCAGAUUCACCCAAACCGAUCACAGUAUUCAAUAUGGAAGCUUCUAAUCUAAUGCGAAAUACAACAUUUACAGAAACAACAGAAGUUGCACAGAUACAAAAUUCAAAAAUAACAGAAAACACCACAGAGGUAGCACAGGUAGCACCAAAAAGGUUUUACAAUUUAAAUGAGGAAUUACCAGAGUUUCUCCGACGUCAACCUCGAGUUGUGGUUGAAAGAUUGCCAUUCCAUGGCAAAAAUGCAGAGGUGUCUGGAAACUUGAAUGAUGUAACCAAUUUAUUAACCAAUGAUCUGGAGACAUUGAACAAUGAAACCAAAAAAAAAAGACACACAAAGACACUCAUAUCAAAGUAUCAAUGCAAGCUGUGUCUCAAAUAUCUAUCGACAAACUCAACCCUAAAACGACAUAUGCUUACUUUACAUGGACAGACAAGUGAAGAUAACUUCAGUUCACUCCACUAUUAUCCACAAUAUCAAAAUCCAGAUAAUCUCCGCUGCCAUGUAUGCGAGGAAGACUUUGCACUGCCAUCAUUGCUGCAGACACACAAUUGCUUCAGAGCCAACACUUUUAUGUCACAAAUACAACUGACAGAUGCAAAAUCUACAAACCGUUAUGACCACAACAUGGGAUUGGAUGACAUAAUCUGCAUAGACGAUGACGAUGAUUACAUGAACAAUGUAGAUUUCGACAUACCCGCACCAAUUGUGGAGUUGACAGAAUAUGAAAACGUCAAUUUGGUAAUCAAUAAUGACAGGCAGUUGAACGGUGCAGCUAACAAGGAUGCAGCAGUUGAUGGUAACAGCCAUCUCUUGGAUGAUUUGUUAAAAGAUGUUCCAGUUGGUGGUAACAAGUUGAAUACUGUGGCAGUGGACAACAAUAAUACACAACUUAUAAACAGAUUAUCAAAUCCUGCAGUUAGAAAUGACAUGCAACACUUAAAUGGGCAGUUGAAUUCUGCAGUCGUUCUGAGUAACAGGCUGUUGAAUAAUAUUGCAGUUAAUGGUAAUGACAGUCAACGUAUUAAUGGGCCGUCAUAUGAUAAUAACAAACAGAUAGUAGGUGCAGUUAAUAGAUAUGACAGGCAGUUGAAUACAUUUAGUCCUAGACAGAUAGGUGCAGUUAACAGAUAUGAUAGGCAGUUGAAUGCAAAUAACAUUAACUCCAAUACUGCAGUUGAUAGAUUUGAUAAGCAAGGUUCUAAUGGGCAGUUGAAUGCAGGCAAUGCGAUUAAUAGGCAGUUGCCUGCAAUAAAUAGAAAAAGUCUUCUGAUCAGUAAUAACCCCCAGUUUGUUGCUAUGCCAAUAAAUAGAGUUAGUGCAGAUAGUAACGGGCCGAGGCAGUACUUCAAUAGAUUGUUGAAUACUGCGGCAGUUGAUGGUAAGCAGAAGAAAAUUAGUAACCUUCGUUUGGUUGUUACAGAGGUACCUAUUGAGUUUUAAGACUGAAUAUUAUCCAUAGUAAUAAUGUAAAUGAGAAUGUAUGUCUGUUUGUUAUCUUUUCACGGCUAAACCGAUUUGUCUUUCGAUCAGGCUUAAUAGGCUAGUUGACACAUUUUUUCAUUAUUUAUUGUUCUACUAGAAAGAAACAUUUUUUUUUUUCAUAUUUUUUUUGAGACCUGAUUACAUGAAAAUAUUAGUUUUUAAAUAUGUUUUUGACAAUACGAGCCAAAACGCCUGUCGGCCAUGACAGUCUGUAAUGGGCAUGAUGACUAGGUUUGAAUAUAUUGAUUUUUAUGAUACAUUCGGGUAAAUAGGGUCAAUGUUAACUAAUUUAUACAUAAAAAGCAAAGAUUGUCUGGAUAUUUGCAAAAUAAAUGAGAUUAUAAAAUUUCAAAAACUAUUAAAAAAAAUUUAUCGUAAUUAGAUGAAAAUUCAUACAGUUUUAGCUUCCUUACAUUAAAUGUGACAUUUUUUAAUAUAUGAACUAUAAAGAUAAACGCACAAAUAACAAAGAUAUUUGUAAUUUUGUUUGAACGCGCAUACAAAUCUAACGAUCAUUACAUUGCCUAUGACGUCAUUUUUUCGAGCCAUUUUGUAUGGGGCGUUUUUCAGGGAUCCGCGGCAGCGCCGCAAAUCUGACCCUUUAAAUCCCUGUAGCUCCGAAAGUAAUGAUCGCAGAUACCCUGUUACUUUUACAAAAUUGCUUUACUAUUAGUAUACUCUUAAUUUAUAUACAAUUUAAAAAACUGUCAUCAUCCCUAUUCAACUGUUUCAUGACGUCACUACAAUAAAUCCCAUACAAACGGAGCGUUUGACAAAAAUAUUAAUUAACAAUUAGUUCGACGUUUAGUACAUCAAGGGUGUUAGUGACGUCACAAAAUGGACGACAGCGUUUUUGUCGUUUGGAAAAUUUUAAAAAAUACGUGAUAUUUAAAUUAAGUAAUCCUUAAAUUUUAUUAAUUGGUAUUGAUAUAUUUCGAAGCCUAUACGAAAUUAAUAUUGUUUAUAUUAAAUUUGAUAUAAAUCAACUACCCUAUUGUAAUCAAGCGUAAGCCUGUAUUGCAUAAAAAAGAUGGGCUGACUAACUUUCAUACUUUUUAAUGCCUGGUUAUCACAGGUUCUCGGUUUAAUACUAAGAGGGCUUCUACUGAUAGGCUAGUUGAUACUUUGAGCGCGGCGACCGAAUCAAGAAAUUCUGUAACGAAAUUAAACCUAACACCCAAGUUGUGCAUCAAGUUAACACAUUUCGACGUCAUCAUAUCGACUAAACUGGACAAGUGUGAAACUAAGGGGCUAAACUUAUUUAACCAGAGUAUGAUAUGAUUUAUUUAUUUAUUUUUUAUGUUGUUAUAUUUCUUAUUUAAUCAAUAAAACAAAAAAAAAUUGUUUUCUUAUCGGCCACCACGCUCAAAAAGUGUAACUUGAAUUAAAAUCAAAAAAAAAAUGCUGCAUAAAUAAAAUUAAUAAAUAUUUAUAAUUGCUUAAGUUGAUAAAAAAUUUUUAACAAUACGAGCCAAAAUGCUGUCGACCAUGACGGUGUAUAUUUUAACUGUUUCAUGACGUCACGUUAACUAGUCCUUUACCAAACGAAACGUUUGAUAAAUAUAUUAUAGUUAUCAAUUAGUUUGACGUUUAUUACAUCAAGUGACAUUGUGACGUCAAAAAAUGGUCGACAGCGUAUUUGAGGUCUGGAAAAAAAAAAUUGCAUGUUUUAAAUUAUUUAAAUCAAGUUUUAUAAGAAAUCCUUAAAUUUUAUUAAUUGUUAUCGAUAUAUUUCGGACCCUUAUUCCAUGUACUUGAAAUUAAUAUUAUUUAUAUUAAAUUUGAUAUGAGUCGCGACUACCCUACUAUGAUUUGUCAAGGAGGGGAGGAAUCUCAACCAAUCUCACGCGUUUUUCGACAAAUUCAUCGUUAACACCCACAUUCAUCACUCAGAAUGAGAGGGGUUAGGCCAAUAGUCCACCAUGCUGGCCCAAUGCGGAUUGGCAGACUUCACACAUGUUACAGAAUAAAGAAAACCCUCAGGCAGCAUCCCUCACGAUGUUUUUGUUCACAUUUUGAGACAACUAUAUUUAAUUUCUUAUAAUGCACAAGGGAAAAGUUGAAGGUUUAUGCCCUGGACCAGGUUCAAUCCUGCACCCUCUGAAUCAAAGGUAGAGGUCGUAUCUAUUGGGCUAUCGCGGGUUCUUUAAAAUUACUUACACUAAUUAUUCCCCUCUAACUUAACUACCCUCGUGGGUACAGUGCUUAGCUUAUGUUGUUCGGUUUACAAGGUUCUGGGUUAUAUGUGAGCCUAGACGACGCGGUUCCCGUUGGAAUACGGGGAUAAUGUUGAUAAAUGGGCUAUCUAACUCUGAAAGAAUUUUUCAAAUAGUUCCUGAGAUUAGCGCGUUCAAGCAAACAAACAAACUUUUCAGCUUUUUUUAAUAUUAGUAUAAAUGCUGAGUUUUUCUUUCUUCUAAGAAAUGUUAAUUAUUGUAGAAGUUAACCAUUCAACUACACAAACCGACACUUUUAGGGAGCUCUUUGCAUGACGUAAACUAUUACUACUGUGAAACAUCGAUUCUAUAGAGGUAGUUUUUAAAAAAGCGUUAGAUCAUUGAUCUUAAACUAGGAUAGAGGGGUAAUGUCUAGUGAGUCAGGUCCCGAUCUAAUUCGACUGAGGCACCAUAUCAGUCGACCGACGUUCACUGCUGCAGGACAUACGCCUUUUGUAGGGAUCUGCGAACCCCUUUCAUGUUUUCGUUGGUUUACAUUUGUAAUUUUAUUGAUAUUAUUAUUAGUAUACUAGCGGACGCCCGCGACUUCGUCCGCCCCUAGAUCUCUUUAAUCUGGCCCCUACAGUAGUAACUUCUCCCGUUUUCUCAACAUUUCCCUUCACUCUGCUCUGCUCCUAUUGAUCGUAGCGUGAUGAAAGUAUACCUGCCCAGGAGUAUGAAGAAUAAUUGUACCAAAUUUGGUUACAAUCCGUCGAGUAGUUUUUGUUUCUAUAAAGAACAUACAGACAGACAAAAAUUUUACUGAUUGCAUCUUUGGCAUCAGUAUCGAUCACUAAUCAUCCCCUGAUAUUUAUUUUGGAAAUAUAUUUCAUGUACAGAAUUGACCUGUACAGAUUUAUUAUAAGUAUAGAUUAAGUAUUGGAGAAAAAAAUAUAUAUAACUAUGUUUAUAUUAUACUUAUAGGUAUAUGUGGUUAGUAAUUUUUUGUUGAAAACAAGUAUUACGCAUUAUGACAUUAUAGAUAUCAAGUUAAAGUUAUAUUUCGUUCCAUUUUUAUUAUAAUUUCAUAGUUAUUCUUUUGUGUAGUAUGAUAUUUGUUUUUUUUAAUAACAAGUUAGGUAUGUUUUAAAUAAUAAGAUACCUAUUUGUAAUGAUAACCUAUUAAAUUUGUAAAGGAGAAAUCCUGUCAGUUUGUCAGCUUAUUUGGCCAAUACCGAUUGAUCUGAAAAUUUGUCUCAUAAGAUAUCGUUUUAUGUUCUUAUUUUUGGUUAAUUUUUAGCUCUGUAUCAUUUAUAAAAUUUUUGGUCGCGAAUUUGUAUGUAAACUGAGUUUCGCCUUUCAGUUCGUAAAGUUGUGAAAUGUAUUCUUAAUUUAAUUUUACAGGUUUGUAAUAUUUCAAUGUGUGCUAUAAACAUAAUAAAAAACGUGACUACUAUAAGUACGUACGUGGGUUAACAUAAAUUCUAACGAUUCGUUUAUGGGUCUGUGAGAGCCUCAUUUUAGGAGGGUUCAUUGAUUUUCAGGCGCGCGUGUUACCGUCCGCUCCCACGCGGGCGAGGAAUUGUCUUCAUUCGCUCAUUGCCAGGCGUGCGUGUUGCCGCCUGCACCUCUCUCGCUCUUCUCUGUCACACCUCGCACCCCUGUACCACGCGGGCGAGGAGUUGUCUUCAUUUGCUCAUUGCCAGUGCGCGUGUUGCCGCCUACACUUCUCUCGCUCACACCCGAAACCAUGUGGUGCACCAUGAACAUGAGUCAUGUGGUCAUUGUCUAUAUUUAACUUUAGGUGUACGCCAUACCUAUAAAAUAGUUUUAAAUUUAAGUCUGUACAUAAUAUAUAACUACCAGCCUAUAAUACCUUGUACUAUUGCGCUGUAGCACGGUGCGGGUGAUAGUUGCCUUCUGACGUUCAUAAUACGUAGUAUUAUCGUGAAUCGCGGCAAACUUUCAAGAGUGAAACUAACUGUCUCCCGCACCAUGCUACAGCGAACGAGCUGUAGUAUAUAACUACUAUGUCAUAGUAAAUAGGUGUGUACAAUUUUAAGUUGUAUCUGUAAGAUUAAAUAUUUUUUUUAAA
This is a messenger RNA of Bicyclus anynana (squinting bush brown), 7018 nucleotides long. RefSeq names its product zinc finger protein 208. Gene Ontology annotation, cellular component: nucleus. The transcript has 3 exons. Gene Ontology annotation, molecular function: DNA-binding transcription factor activity, RNA polymerase II-specific; RNA polymerase II transcription regulatory region sequence-specific DNA binding. The record is from RefSeq and is a predicted model, not a curated record. Bases 170 to 2725 code for a protein of 851 amino acids. Gene Ontology annotation, biological process: regulation of transcription by RNA polymerase II. NCBI's taxonomy places the organism in Eukaryota, Metazoa, Arthropoda, Insecta, Lepidoptera, Nymphalidae.